AUGACGAAGGCACGGCGUGGGCCUUCACUCGUUCAGGCCCGCAGCCCUCCCGGCAACAAGAAUCACAAUCAUUUCCAUUCCUUACAAAGACGUAACAUCAACACCAACCCUCAUAUCAACAGCAACAACGACGGCCCUGAGCCGCACCACCAGCACCACCAGCACCACAACCGUCAGGCCCCUGAUGCCGCACCAACCCCCGCUGCCGAUUCAGCACUCGUCACUCACGUCGUCCAGACCGUCUCCGUCAUUCAAAUCGUCGACGGCAACGGCGUUCCUGUCCGCGUCCAGACUCAGUUUGCCGAACCUGCUACUGUGGUGAUCGACCCGGUCGCCGGCGUGACCGUCGACUAUUCUGUUUACCAGGCUGCUGGCGGUAUCCCCACGGCGCAGCCCGAACCUCCUGCCACCCCGGCCCCAGGAGAGGUGCAGCCAGGGUCUGCUCCGAAGCCUGCUGCCGAGCCUGCUGUCGAUCCAGCACCGGUCCCUCAGACGGAUUCUCUUCCUUACCCCGAGACGAACCCUCCGCCAGAGACCGUUCCGCUCGAAUCCAGCUCUGUGCUGACCCCGGCGAUCCCAAGCGAUGAGACAGUACCGCCUACCUUUCCCCCGACGCCCAUGUCGUCUGAAGUUCCUCUAGAAAGUCAGGACCAGCUCCCGACGUCCGCUCCUUUAACCACUCCUCCACUAGCCUUCCCAACUCUGAGCGCUGGCUCCAAUUCGACCAUACCCGGCUCCAAAUCUAUACAACAGUCCCGCUAUGGCAACAACAAUAGCUCUUCGCUGCACCUUCUCGCCGAAAGCGGUUCCGCCUCGUCGUCGCCGUAUUCGUUCCUCUCAAACUCGGACGCCAGCAGUUCGAGCUUACCCACCACGACGACCAGCUACUUCACCACGACAUCUUCUCUUGCCAGCUCGACUGGUGCCUCGCUCUCGGGCUUUUACUCCACCGCUUCAGGUGCCUCCGGCGCUGGAGGAGUAGGGGGCUCUACCCCUUCGGCUACGGCGACAGCUGACCAGGAUGCCGACGAGGCGCCCGUUGAGACUGGCAUGGUCGUUGGUAGCGUGGUAGGCAGUAUUGCCGGUGCCGCCCUUAUUGUUUUCCUCGUUCUCUUCGCCCUGAAAAUGCGCAAGCGUCAACAGGGCCGCGUCAUGUUAGGCGAUGGGAACAGCACCAACACCCGUGGCAUGCUGACGGGUCCUAACGGUCCGCCCGGGGGCAAUAGCGGAGCCAGUGCUAUGGUUCAGAGAUCCCUCGGUCUCGGCUCCGCGGCCCUGGCCGGGCUCGGCGCGAAGCGUGCCUCUCGCCAGGCUUCCGAGCAGCCCGAGGAAGCCGGCGAACGUGGUUUCUACCGGGUCUCCGGCAGGAAGCUUCCGCCGGUCCUCCAAGCUGGCGGCGAUGGAUACACCGAUCCCCGCAUGAGUGUCGUGAGCAAUGACGAGUCCGUCUACUACCGUCAAUCGACCACCUUCUUCGAUGACCCAGCCUCCGGGUCUACAGCACCCCGACUGGCGCUGGGCUCGCCCAUGCGACCUGUCAGCGGCGUGCCCAUUAUGCGGUCCGGCCCGGCACGCACACCCGUUCAGGAGUCGAACCCCUUUGCCGACCCCGCGCCGCCGUCUCACCUGAUGGUUCCGCCUUUGCGGGAUGCUGUCGGCCGGUCCUUGACCUCACAGGACGGCUCCAGAGGUUCAGUCUCGCGGUUCACCGAGGAGAUCCGCUGA
Molecule: messenger RNA, 1725 nt
Organism: Verticillium nonalfalfae
Lineage: Eukaryota; Fungi; Ascomycota; Sordariomycetes; Glomerellales; Plectosphaerellaceae
Exons: 2
Coding region: 1-1725 (574 amino acids)
Source: RefSeq, a predicted model, not a curated record